Messenger RNA from Sus scrofa (pig), 948 nucleotides. RefSeq names its product Josephin domain containing 2 (gene JOSD2). NCBI's taxonomy places the organism in Eukaryota, Metazoa, Chordata, Mammalia, Artiodactyla, Suidae. Gene Ontology annotation, molecular function: cysteine-type deubiquitinase activity. The record is from RefSeq and is a predicted model, not a curated record. Gene Ontology annotation, biological process: protein deubiquitination.
GCUCGUGGGGGCCGCCGGGAGCUGUAGUCGGUCCCGCCCGGCCAGUCAGCGCGGUGUUUGUUGCCCGCCUUGCUCACGGAGCCCAGAGCCACCGCCCAGGGGGAUGCGGGAACCCCCGGUUCGGAGGAACAGAGAGGCAGGCGGGGUGAAGGGCGUUGCCAGGCAACGGACUAGCGCUACGGUUGGGGAGGAGCCGAGGACGGCAUGUCCCAGGCCCCAGGAGCUCAGCCAAGCCCACCCUCCGUGUACCACGAACGGCAACGCCUGGAACUCUGUGCUGUCCACGCCCUCAACAACGUCCUGCAGCAGCAGCUCUUCAGCCAGGAGGCUGCCGAUGAGAUCUGCAAGAGGUUGGCCCCAGAUUCCCGGCUGAACCCCCAUCGCAGCCUCCUGGGCACCGGAAACUAUGACGUCAACGUGAUCAUGGCCGCCCUGCAGGGGCAGGGCCUGGCCGCCGUGUGGUGGGACAGAAGGAGGCCCCUGUCCCAGCUGGCGCUGCCGCAGGUGCUGGGGCUGAUCCUGAACCUGCCCUCGCCCGUGUCGCUGGGGCUGCUGUCCCUGCCACUGCGCCGGCGGCACUGGGUGGCCCUGCGCCAGGUGGGCGGCGUCUACUACAAUCUGGAUUCCAAGCUGCGGGCGCCCGAGGUCCUGGGGAACGAGGACAGCGUCAGGGCCUUCCUGGCGGCCGCGCUGGCUCAGGGCCUGUGCGAGGUGCUGCUGGUGGUGACCAAGGAGGUGGAGGAGAAGGGCUCCUGGCUGCGGACAGACUGACCCUGAGGAGGAGGGGGCACAGCCGCCUGCCCGGCCUCCAGGAGGAGCCAGCCCGGCCAACAGCCUGACUCUAACCCGGUGAGACUCACUUUGGACUUCGACCUCCAGAAAUGUAAGAGAAGCAACGUGUGUUGCUUCCUUUUUUAAUACUUUUUAUUAGAGGAUAGUUGGUUUACA